Messenger RNA from Lolium rigidum, 2103 nucleotides. Its product is annotated as glutamate receptor 2.8-like. Lineage: Eukaryota; Viridiplantae; Streptophyta; Magnoliopsida; Poales; Poaceae. Gene Ontology annotation, molecular function: signaling receptor activity; ligand-gated monoatomic ion channel activity. The transcript has 6 exons. The record is from RefSeq and is a predicted model, not a curated record. Gene Ontology annotation, cellular component: plasma membrane. The coding region runs from base 1 to 2103 and encodes 700 amino acids.
AUGAGUGACGUUUCCUGGCCGUCCGACUCCGACGAGCGACGGAAAGCCGCUCAGGUGGCGCCCGCUGGUGGGAAAGGGAACCACCGCGGAGCGCCCGAUCGAUCGCGCAUCGAGUGCCCAACAAGGCGCUCGCUCGUCUUCCUGUCUUUGCUCGGGCUUUGGAACGCUGCCCCUGGGUUGUCACCCACGGCAACGGCGGCGGCGGAGACGGUGACGGCAUCGGUGCGGGUGGGCGUCGUGCUGGACCUGAGGAGCGACGUGGGGAGGAAGAGACAUACGUGCAUUUCCAUGGCGUUGCACGACUUCGACCUCAGGCACCCGAGCUACGCCAAGCGGGUGGAGCUUCACGUGAUGGAUUCCCGCGGGGACGCCGCUACGACAGCACAUGCUGCCGAGGAUCUGAUCAAGAAUGUCCGAGCGCACGCCAUCAUAUGGGGUCCUCACACGCUGACCAAAGAGGAUCAUGUCUCACACUUGGGCCGUCAAUCCGACCACAACCAUAUCCCGGUUAUCUCCUAUUCCAGCACUUCACCAGCAUCAUGUACCUUCUGGAUAGAAGAUCCUGUAAAAGCUUCUGGAGGCCACCCGAAGUUUGGCUUUACACUUGGAAGUGGCAGUAUAACGUUUCUUAAUCUGAAGACUGAUAAAAGAAACGGCGCAAAUCUGGAUUGUGAAGGUCCACGUAUGAAGAUUGCGGUGCCUAAAAAACAGGGUUUCAAAGAAUUUGUGGAUACUACUGAUCCGAAUAACAUCACUGGAUAUAGCAUUGAUAUCUUCAAGGCUUCAUUGGAGACUUUAUAUCCUAUUCCAUGCUAUGACUAUUCUGUUUUUCAAGGUACCUACGAUGAGCUAGUAGGCAACGUAUCUUCAGGGACCUAUGCCGCUGCAGUAGGCGACGUGACCAUAACCGCAGAACGGGUCACUUGCACGGACUUUACAAUGCCAUACACACAGUCCGGUGUCUCUAUGCUUGUUCUCGCCGAGGAUGAACCAAAUACAAUACGGUGGACAUUUGUAGAGCCACUAAAUUGGAGGCUCUGGUUUGCAAGCCUGGUCUUCUUCUUGUAUACUGGCUUUGCUCUGUGGAUGAUUGAACUGCCCAGAAAUCAAGAGUACCAAGGAUCAAGUUUGAGACAGUGUAGUACUGCCCUCUACUUUGUUUUCUCUACUUUGACUUUUUCUCAUGGUCAAAGUAUUAGAAGCCCCUUGUCAAAAAUUGUUGUGGUGAUAUGGUGUUUCGUAGUGUUGAUUCUAGUACAGAGCUACGCAGCAAGCUUGUCAUCUAUCUUAACCGCAAAGAGGCUUCGUCCUUUCAUGAAUGAUUUUGACCAGCUCCAGCGCAGUGGCGACUUUGUAGGAUACCAAACUGAUUCGUUUGUUCGCUCCUUCUUGAUGAAUCAUAAAUUCAUUGAAAGUAGGCUAAGGAACUACACGACGAAAGAAGAAUAUGCUGAAGCUUUAAGGCUGGGGUCAAAGAAUGGAGGGGUGUCGGCUAUCAUCGAUGAGAUUCCCUAUUUAACGUCUUUCCUCUCUUAUCGGCAUUACAAAAAUAAUUUUAAGAUACUCGGGAGCAUAUACAAGACUCCUGGGUUUGGGUUUGCAUUUCAUCUAGGUUCUCCACUCGCGCAUAAUCUUUCGAUUGCCAUCCUGAAUCUUACAGGAGGGGGCUCAGAAAUCGAAGCGAAGUGGUUUGGAAGAUUCUCACCACCGAUCGGUGUUGGCACGAACAAUGAUUCCGGGCCUCUCACUUUAGAAAGCUUCUCUGGUCUCUUUAUCGUCACGGGUUCCAUUUCGACUCUGAUGCUUCUGGUAAGCAUUGCGAGGAGGCUUUAUGCCAAAUGUACCAGUUUGGGAAAGGCUGAUGUGGGAAGCGUCAGCUAUAUUGGUGUCGACGACAACUUGGAUCCGUUACAGAAUGGCACGGGCAACAAUCCUAGCCCUGAUCAAGAACCCAUCAGUGAAAUCGAUAAUGACGAUUUGCAGGGAGUCCAUGCGGACGGACAAAAUGCUCAAGAAGAAGCGCCUGGUCCAGUGCAGCAGAAUGGCACAGACGGAGGUUCUGAGCCUGCAGAACACAUUCAGAUUGAGAUGGGCACUAUAUGA